AUGGCACAGAACAUCUACGAUAAUCCCCAGUUCUUCGACGAGUACGCAAAGAUGGAGAGAUCUGUCGAUGGCCUCGCCGCUGCUCCAGAAUGGCCCUCUCUCCGUUCGAUGGUAGGCGAUGUCAAAGACGCACGCGCUCUCGACCUGGGAUGCGGAUAUGGAUGGUUCUGCAGAUGGGCUAUAGAGGCUGGUGCUCAUGCAGUCCACGGUGUUGACGUUUCUCAAAGGAUGAUUGACAAAGCAAAGUCAAGCACAGUACCCGCGAACCUUACGUACCAAGUCGCGGAUCUAGACGUGUUUGAAAUACCCAAGGACUCUUACGACGUGGUCUACAGCUCGCUGGCCUUUCAUUACCUCCAAGACCUGGACCGGUUGUUCAGUCAGAUCCACGAUACUCUACCAUCCGGAGGACGGUUCGUCUUCUCUGUCGAGCAUCCUAUAUUCACAGCACCAUUCUCGCAGACAUGGCAGAAGAGCGAACACCAGGAGCUGAUCUGGCCAUUGAACAACUACUUUCGCGAAGGCAUGAGGGAUUAUCAGUGGUUGGGCAGCUCCGUGAGGAAGUGCCAUCGUACAAUUGAGACGUAUAUUCGGACGAUUGCUCGAUGUCGAUUUGCUCUUGUUGAUCUAGAGGAGUAUAAGCCGUCUGAUGAGGACCUGAAGGCUCAUCCAGAUUGGAAGAAUGCUUUGCAGAGGCCUAUGUUCCUUCUCAUUUCUGCAAGGAGGAUAUGA
This is a messenger RNA of Zasmidium cellare ATCC 36951, 732 nucleotides long. RefSeq lists its product as uncharacterized. The coding region runs from base 1 to 732 and encodes 243 amino acids. The record is from RefSeq and is a predicted model, not a curated record. Lineage: Eukaryota; Fungi; Ascomycota; Dothideomycetes; Mycosphaerellales; Mycosphaerellaceae. The transcript has a single exon. Gene Ontology annotation, molecular function: S-adenosylmethionine-dependent methyltransferase activity.